Molecule: messenger RNA, 930 nt
Organism: Penicillium bovifimosum
Lineage: Eukaryota; Fungi; Ascomycota; Eurotiomycetes; Eurotiales; Aspergillaceae
Exons: 2
Coding region: 1-930 (309 amino acids)
Biological process (GO): regulation of transcription by RNA polymerase II
Cellular component (GO): nucleus
Molecular function (GO): RNA polymerase II transcription regulatory region sequence-specific DNA binding; DNA-binding transcription factor activity, RNA polymerase II-specific
Source: RefSeq, a predicted model, not a curated record
AUGGAACGUUGCGGACAUUGUGCUCGGUCUUUUGUUGACCAACAGGCCCUGCAGCAGCAUAUUCGAGCCUCCCCAGCACAUACUACCUCAUUCCGAUGCGUGCCAUGCAACCGAUCUUACAAGAGUCAGGCAGACCUUGAGAAGCAUAUUCGAGCCUCCCCAGCACACGCUAAAUCAUUCCGAUGCGAGCUAUGCAACCGAUCUUACAAGAGUCAGGCAGACCUUGAGAAGCAUAUUCGAGACUCACCAGCACACGCUAAAUCAUUCCGAUGCGAGCUAUGCAACCGAUCUUACAAGAGUCAGGCAGACCUUGAGAGCCAUAUUCGAGACUCGCCAGCACACGCUGAGUCAUUCUACUGUACGCUUUGCAGAAGAACCUUCAAGAACAAAGACGGACUAGACCAACAUAUCAAGUUCUCGACGAUACACAAUGCGCCACCACCAGUCACUCCCCUCGAUCGGUUCUUCCAAUCCUUUCGGGGAUUUGAGUAUAAUACUAAGUCUUCUCCAUCGAAGAUAUUUGCCCAGCUGUCGAAGCGCAACGGCUGGAAAAGAGAUGACGAAAAUCAUAAGUCAGCCUGGAAACGAUACCAGUCGGCUCUACAGGAGGAGGUGGCGGUUUGGUUUGGAUCAGAGAAUGAUCUCAGUUCCUGGCAUUCGCUAUGUCGUGCCAUCGAGAUUGAGCCUCUGCCUACAACCUGUGCGCAGGGCGUGAAGGUCGUCCGAGGUGUUUACGUCAACAUCGUUGAUCUGCUCGAAUGGGCGCGAAAGGGAAGGGAGGGCCUCGGAGUGCGAAAGUUCUCGAGCUUGAAGGACUUACGUGCAUAUACCAAGAAGACGCGCAAGAUCUUCUCUGGUGACCCGAGUAUGGAGCGUGGGGGUAAGAAUAAUGUUGUCCUUCGGCACCUGCUUCGAUUCAUUUUCCGGUGA